AAUUACAAGCUGGCACCUGCAAUGUAGGUUUCUCGAGCGUCCUUUUAUUAAUAGAUGGAAAAUGUCUAAACCAGUACAUCACGGUACUUCCGGUCCAUCUAAUUUGUCUUGAUCGAUUUCGGUGUUUCUCUAAUUUGGUAGUUUGGAAAUCAUGUCAAUUGAAAUAUCUGAGAUAUAUAUUUUUUUGUUUUUUCUACUGCCUCUGAGGGUUAGUUACUUUCAAAAUGGGCAAACUUUUUUCCAAACUCUUCGGAAGUAAAGAAAUGCGUAUUCUUAUGCUGGGUCUUGAUGCUGCUGGGAAAACAACUAUCCUUUACCGAUUAAAACUUGGAUCAAGCGUUAGCACCAUCCCAACUGUUGGUUUUAACGUUGAAACCGUAACUUACAAAAAUGUUAGAUUUAAUGUUUGGGAUGUUGGAGGUCAAGAAAAAAUCAGACCAUUAUGGCGUCAUUAUUUCACGGGAAGUCAAGGUCUUAUAUUUGUUGUUGAUAGUUCAGAUCGAGACAGAAUAGAAGAAGCUAGACAAGAAUUGCAUCGGAUAGCUACUGAUCGUGAAAUGCAAGGUGCUGUCAUCUUAGUAUUUGCGAACAAACAAGAUCUUCCUAAUGUUAUGAAACCUAAUGAAAUUCAAGAACGUCUUAUGCUAGCACGAUUACAUGGACACAUAUGGUAUGUUCAACCGUCGGUUGCUAUCAAAGGUGAAGGCCUAUAUGAAGGUUUAACAUGGCUUAAUGCAAACUAUAAUUCUCGGUGAACAAUUCUUACUUUGUUUCUUUUGAAAAUCCAUGUUCUCUUUAUUGUUUUUGUGAUGAUUUAAUUUGUUUGUUUGUUUGUUAAUUUCUAAGAAAGAAGUCAUCAAACAAUCAAAAUAAUAAUAAUAACCGCAUAAACCUAAUUCAACCUAUGUACCAAUUUUGUUUUAUUUAUAUUUUCUGUGUUUAUAAAACUGUAGCUUACUUUUUCCCCCUCCGUUUUUUUUCAAGAUUUUUAAUACUUCUUCAAAUUGACUUGUAUUAAUUUGUGCACGGCAUUUCUCCCUUGUAUUUCCUACUUUCUUUCAUAUUAUUUUAUCAUCCCUUCCAAAUUGACAGAACUCAAAUCAAACACAUAACUAGAUAUUGUGUUCCUCUAUUUGUAUAGGAAAUUCUGAAUCGGAUAAUAAUAAUAAUAAUGAUAGCGCUUUCACAAUAACUCUUCCAGUUUUCACCUGCUAUAUAUAUACAUAUAUAUAUCGUAUUCAAUUCUUAUGCUAUUGUCUUAAUGCUUUUUGCAUUAGCGUUGUUGUUGUUGUUGUUUAAUAUUCUAACUAUUUGAAUAUUUACGAGAAAAUGAACAAAAGCAAUUGAUGUUUUCUUAAUUGUAUUAAUAAUAAGGCUUCUGCCAGUCUAUACAUGUAUUAAUUAAUUAUUGUCAAAUAUCUCCUUCCUACUCUUACUCUCUUGGUUUGUUUGUUUUUUUCUAAUUACUCCUUAAUCUGGCAUAUCUCGAUGUGCAUAUUUAACCUUUAUGAACGCUAAUUCAACUUUCUUUAAAAAUAACGAGUUAUUAACUGUAUAAGAAAUAGAACAGAGCUAUGAUUCUCUUUUUUUUCUAUUCGUUUGUACAGUUUAUUAAUAAUUUCUUACCAGUCAACUGAGUACUUCUGCGUGUCUUACUGAUUGACUAUCACAGUUUGUUUCUUUUCUAUUUCUAUGAGUGAUUAGUCUCCAUUACAUCUUUCUUGUUCCUGUCUAUUCCAGGAUACUUUUCUUAUUAUCCAUAAAGUGUAUAAUUUGUUCCUUUCAUAUGUGUGAUAGAGAGAUGGAGAACAAUCGUGUUACAAAUAAUUAAACUGAUAGGAAAAAUGUUUAUAAAACUCACUUUUGUCCUAUUCAUCAUUUGGCCUAUUCCCCUGCCUCUCCGUCCUUAUUUAUUUUUUAUUACUUUUAUAUAAAUAUGUGAAGUAGGUGAUCAUUACAGAAAUAAGGUCACCUUGAACACCUAGGUAAAACAUCGAUUGGUGUCGAUUAACUAUUCUAAACGUGACAAUUAAUUUUUAUCCUUUUUUUCAAAUUGCUUUACAACUAUGUGCAUCUAUUACGCUAUAUAGAUGUGUAAAAUUCAUUUUAUAGAAUUACUAACCAGAAAUAUACUAGGUUGCAUAGUGUUAUUUGUAGUAUUUUGACAUCUUCAGUAAAAGAAGUAAAUUGCUUUUUUGGGGGGGGAUUUUUCAUUAUUGCUUUUUCGAAAUUCUUUUUCCUCUCUGCUAAUACCAAUUACGGUGAAUUAGGAUUUUGGUGUUCCCGGUAUGUGUUUCUCUUCUCUCCCGUUCAUCCAUUUUUUUUCAUUAAAGCUUCCUAGGUUUUUAUGUUGUAUUUAUCUUUUUCUCAUAUAUAUUUCUCUGUGUAGAGAGAAACG
This is a messenger RNA of Schistosoma mattheei, 2398 nucleotides long. The record is from the annotation of a GenBank genome assembly. Lineage: Eukaryota; Metazoa; Platyhelminthes; Trematoda; Strigeidida; Schistosomatidae.